GCCGGCGCCUCCGCCACCGGGGAAAGCCGCUCGGCAGGGCCGAGGCCGGCAGCCACCCGAGACACCUGGGGAGCCUGGAACAAGCACUGGGGCGCGCGGCCCGGGGCAUGCGGCUGUGAACGCCACCACUCCCCACCCCACCCCAGGCAGCCCAGCGCCAGGCCGGCGAUCACCCAAGGACUUGACCGCCAGAGUCUUGGUCCGGACCGGACUCGCCCAGCGGCGGCCGAGAUAAGAGGCGGAGCGCAGCGGCGGGGCCGGGGGGCCCGAGGGCCGGGGGCCCAGAGGGAGGGCAAGGCGGCCCGAGCCGCCGGGGCGCGGGGCUAUGAUGGUGCACUGUGCUGGUUGCGAGCGGCCCAUCCUCGACCGCUUUCUGCUGAACGUGCUGGACCGCGCGUGGCACAUCAAAUGCGUUCAGUGCUGCGAGUGCAAGGCCAACCUCUCCGAGAAGUGCUUCUCACGCGAGGGCAAGCUCUACUGCAAAAAUGACUUCUUCAGGCGCUUUGGCACCAAGUGUGCGGGCUGUGCGCAGGGCAUCUCGCCCAGCGACCUGGUGCGCAAGGCCCGCAGCAAAGUCUUCCACCUCAACUGCUUUACGUGCAUGGUGUGCAACAAGCAGCUAUCCACGGGUGAGGAGCUCUAUGUCAUCGACGAGAACAAGUUCGUGUGCAAGGAUGACUACCUGAGCUCGUCCAGCCUCAAGGAGGGCAGCCUCAACUCAGUGUCAUCCUGUACGGACCGCAGUUUGUCCCCGGACCUCCAGGACCCACUCCAGGACGACCCCAAGGAGACAGACAACUCGACGUCUUCGGACAAGGAGACAGCCAACAACGAGAACGAGGAGCAGAACUCGGGCACGAAGCGGCGCGGCCCGCGCACCACCAUCAAAGCCAAGCAGCUGGAGACGCUCAAGGCCGCCUUCGCCGCCACGCCCAAGCCCACGCGCCACAUCCGCGAGCAGCUGGCGCAGGAGACCGGUCUCAACAUGCGCGUGAUCCAGGUGUGGUUCCAGAACCGACGGUCCAAAGAACGCCGGAUGAAACAGCUGAGCGCACUGGGCGCCCGGAGACACGCCUUCUUCCGGAGUCCGCGGCGUAUGCGUCCGCUGGGCGGCCGCUUGGACGAGUCUGAGAUGUUGGGGUCCACUCCGUAUACCUACUACGGAGACUACCAAGGCGACUACUACGCGCCCGGAGGCAACUAUGACUUCUUCGCGCACGGCCCGCCGUCGCAGGCGCAGUCCCCGGCUGACUCGAGCUUCCUGGCGGCCUCGGGGCCCGGCUCGACGCCGCUGGGCGCGCUGGAGCCGCCGCUCGCCGGCCCGCACGCCGCCGACAACCCCCGGUUCACCGACAUGAUCUCGCACCCGGACACGCCGAGCCCGGAGCCGGGGCUGCCGGGCGCGCUGCACCCCAUGCCCGGCGAGGUGUUCAGCGGCGGGCCCAGCCCGCCCUUCCCCAUGAGCGGCACCAGCGGCUACAGCGGACCCCUGUCGCACCCCAACCCCGAGCUCAACGAGGCCGCCGUGUGGUAA
Diceros bicornis minor is the source of this 1534-nucleotide messenger RNA. RefSeq names its product LIM homeobox 5 (gene LHX5). Gene Ontology annotation, biological process: neuron differentiation; regulation of transcription by RNA polymerase II. The coding region runs from base 326 to 1534 and encodes 402 amino acids. The transcript has 5 exons. The record is from RefSeq and is a predicted model, not a curated record. Gene Ontology annotation, cellular component: nucleus. NCBI's taxonomy places the organism in Eukaryota, Metazoa, Chordata, Mammalia, Perissodactyla, Rhinocerotidae. Gene Ontology annotation, molecular function: RNA polymerase II transcription regulatory region sequence-specific DNA binding; DNA-binding transcription factor activity, RNA polymerase II-specific.